Messenger RNA from Loxodonta africana (African savanna elephant), 6459 nucleotides. It is a transcript of the gene STYX, whose product is annotated as serine/threonine/tyrosine interacting protein. Gene Ontology annotation, molecular function: F-box domain binding; protein tyrosine/serine/threonine phosphatase activity. The record is from RefSeq and is a predicted model, not a curated record. Lineage: Eukaryota; Metazoa; Chordata; Mammalia; Proboscidea; Elephantidae. Gene Ontology annotation, cellular component: nucleoplasm; cytoplasm. Bases 280 to 951 code for a protein of 223 amino acids. Gene Ontology annotation, biological process: negative regulation of protein binding; regulation of ERK1 and ERK2 cascade; protein dephosphorylation. The transcript has 11 exons.
CUGAGAGGCCUGAGGGGCGCGGAGGCACGGCGGGGAGGGAGACGGCAGCAGCAUGGCGGCUGGGUACGAGCCGCUCUACCCUCCUUUUCCUCGCUGUCGUCGCCGCCGCCGCCGAGGUCGCCGGGACCCCUUAGUCUGCGUGUGUUAGUCGUAAGCCCGCCACCCACGCACUAGUCCUCCAGCCCACCGGCUCUCCUUUCGCCGCCACUGCCAGCCCGAGGGUCAGGUCGGCCGGGUAACUUGCCCUCCCACCCACCCACCAGUCCGCGGGCAGGGACCAUGGAGGACGUGAAGCUGGAGUUCCCCUCUCUCCCACAGUGCAAAGAAGACGCCGAGGAGUGGACCUAUCCUAUGAGACGAGAGAUGCAGGAAAUUUUACCUGGAUUGUUUUUAGGCCCAUAUUCUUCUGCCAUGAAAAGCAAGCUACCCAUACUACAGAAACAUGGAAUAACCCACAUAAUAUGCAUAAGACAAAAUAUUGAAGCAAACUUUAUUAAACCAAACUUUCAACAAUUAUUUAGAUAUUUAGUCUUGGAUAUUGCAGAUAAUCCGGUUGAAAAUAUAAUACGUUUUUUCCCAAUGACUAAAGAGUUUAUUGACGGGAGCUUACAAACUGGAGGAAAAGUUCUUGUCCAUGGAAAUGCUGGGAUCUCUAGGAGUGCUGCCUUUGUUAUUGCAUACAUUAUGGAAACUUUUGGAAUGAAGUACAGAGAUGCAUUUGCUUAUGUUCAAGAAAGAAGAUUUUGUAUUAACCCUAAUGCUGGAUUUGUCCAUCAACUUCAGGAAUAUGAAGCCAUCUACUUAGCAAAACUGUCAAUACAGAUGAUGUCACCACUGCAGAUAGAAAGGUCAUUAUCUGUUCAUUCUGGCACCACAGGCAGUUUGAAGAGAACACAUGAAGAAGAAGAAGAGUUUGGAAGCAUGCAAGUGGCGACUGCACAGAAUGGCUGAUUCGAGCAACGUUAUAGAGGAUGUGAAUAUCUAUUUGAGAAGGAGAAAAUACUAGAGAAAUAAUAAUGUGAAAUGGUAAAAACACAGGUAGUUUCUUUUCAGUUAUAUGUUGCUUCCAGACAUGUUUCUCUGUAACUUGUCGAGCGACAUUUUAAGAAGAUUUUGGACUUCUACAAUAGAUGGCACUGAUGGUUUUAGUCCCUUUUUUUUUUUUUAAACUUUACAGUUUUAUUAUAAACCAAGAAUUUUGGACUUGCAAAGAGGUAUUAUUGCAAUAAUGCACUUUUCAUACUUGAAAUUUAUUUGUAUGAUAUAGUUAUUACUUUAAACAAAAUGCAAGUUAGGGGGGAUUUGUUUAUAAAAUUUGGGUAAUUUAUAACAAAAGAAUACUAAAUUUUGCUAAAAUUCAUUUUUUGUUCUAUAACAUUUUUAAAAUAAUUUUACAGUUCAGUUUUAUGAUGGAGCUUCUUACAGAAACAUUAAAAUGCAGGAAUCUGCUACAUUUCUUUUUUGGUAUCACUCAAUACCUUAAUUAUCCUUUUUUUUUUUUAAUUCUCUUGAUCCUUUAUUAAUAGUCUUAAAUCAUGACAUUAGCUAAUUUCUCUUACUUUAAUAUGAUCCAAUUAUUGCUUCCUUUUCUAUUACCUUCCUAAUUUGUUUAUUCUAUUUAAAAAAAAGUUUAAUGAACAAAGGAAAAUAUAGUACCAGAUGCUCCAAAAAAGGAUAGUGUUAACUUUCACAUGACUUUCUGUUUUACAUUUCUUUUGGUAAAAGCCAAAUGUUGUAUUUGUUCUUUUCAGAGUCACCUAGUCUUUUUUCUUUGUCCAAAAUGGUUCUAAAUAGAGUAUGAUAUACCAGUGUAGCACUAUUUUCUUUUUCUUAAAUGAAGCCCAGAAAAGUGCCUUGCAUCAUUUUAAAAAAAGAUAAAUCCUCAUGACCUCCAAAUUAAUAUGUAGAACAGUGAAAAGUUCUUAAUGUUCUUCUGUAAUUUUUUUUUAAACCAUAAAUUAGUUAAAACUGAGAGUAUGAGGCUUGAAAACCUCAGUAAAUUAUUUGGAAUAUGGAACGUUUACUUCUGUUCAUUUUAUGUUGUCUUAAUGAUUCUGUGAGGUUGCUCAGACAAAAGCUUUUCUUUAAAGAUGCAUUUAUUGGGAAAGGUGAUUUGUGGGAGACUUUAGUCUGUUUUAAAUUAACUUUAUAAUGAGUUCUUUAAGUUAAUCCAAAUGUCCCCCCAUAAUUUGCAUUAGCAAAGUCACUUUAUGGAUCCUUGGUUCUCCAUGUUUUUAUUUAUACAUAUAACAAUUGUUUUAAGAAAAACAUUUUUUCUAUUUAAGUAUGUGAUGUGAGGGAGGAGAGGAGUGUUUUUAACUUUUUGUAGCUUAUGACUUUAGGGUAGCACAAACAAAACUUCUUUGUAUCUCAGUUUUCAGUCCUCUCUUGAGGUGCUUUACUAAUGGGAAUGAUUUCCAUACAUUCUCUUGGUACCAGGAGGUACUAUGCAAGGUAACUUAUUACACCGAGUUACUUGCUUUCUUUUUCUCCCUUUGAUGUAAUAAUACAGUAAAAGCUUUUUUGUCCAGCAGAGUGGGAGAGUGGAAAUGAAGUAAAAUGCUUUGGUAAUUAAGAGUUAAUUUCUGUGGUAUUCACCACCCUAAAAACAGCAUAUUGUUAAUCCCAUUGUGUCCCAUUGUGGUCCAGUAUUCGGUUGUGUAAUUAGGUCAUUUGGUGUAGUGGUCUAGUGGGGUCAAGAUUUGCAUUGGGUGUUCAGAAAUAUCAGUUGGUAAAGUGCCAGAUAACGCAGCUUUCCUGGGUAUAAUUCACUAUUGGAUAGGUCAGCAAAGAUCUGUCUUACAAGCUAAGAAUCUAUGACAUUUCAUUCUGCAAAACUGUCUGCUUAAAAGAUUCUUCAUAAUAGUAAAUUUAGGUUUUAAAAAUGAGGCAGUUAAGAUUUUUUCUUGUUUCUUAAGUACACAUAUUCUUUUUAGUAGUCUGACCAAAAGUACAGAUUUUGGUUAUUGGUAUUAAUUUACAGCUGAAAAUUUUCCACUUUUUCUAUCCACUAUAAUUUUUACGCUGUCACUAAAGUGCCUGCCCAGCACUGUAUAUUACAGUCUCACAGACACUAGAAAAAGGGACUGGCUUCAUCUUGGUUACAGUGUUAAUGUGGGCAUUACAUAGGGUUUAUUCUUUGUUCCACUGCAAGUUUCUUUUUUCUUGAAUCCAUUCUUCUACCUACUGUUACGUAGUUCUUCUAGUAGCUCUUCAACUGUUUGGUUCCAUUUCUGUGAUUCCUUUGUUUCCACUAAUGUUUUCUGAUAGACAGUUAACCAAGAUACAUUUAACCAAUCAUGAUUUAUUUUCUAGAGUAUUUGAAUAAUGUAUGUAAUCUGGGCACAGAAUUUAAAGUGACAUUGUAUGAAAACAGGAAAACUGCCAUUACUGUCUAUUUCGGAAGUAUGAAUAACUUAAAUACUGAAAAUAUUCUAAUUCUUAAUGGCAGUAUUCUUCUAAUUUCAGCUAAUUGGUUCAUGUUAAUUUCUUACUAGAUGUUUAAACAGCAGUUACUUUUGUUUAUUGGUAUCUACUCCAUGGUGGAAAUGAUAAACCGUGAUAGCAUUUGCUACAAACUCUCAACCACUUAACUUUUAGAGCAGAAUAUUAGUUUUGGGGGAUUUUGUGCUUUGUCUGAGUUUAGAAGUAAUGUCAGAAAAUGUUAAGCAUGUCUUUUUUAAGAAAAUAUAAGAUUUCUAAUUGUCUUAUUACCAUGGAAAUUCAAGUGAGUUACAAGUAUUUAACUGCAGUCUUGAAUUAUAAAGUUGGGAUGUAUAUAUCAGGGUCUCAACUUGAUGUAAAGUAAAUGAGCAGUUACCUGGCGGAUUUUUUUUUUUUAAUAACUGGUUUAAUCCAUAAUUCCAUAACAAACUUCAUUUCAAUAUUUAUAUCUUUGUGUAUUUGACAUUGCUCCAGUAAGGAUAGGAAGUAUCUGAAAAUUAAAAGAUUUUAAUUCUUCUGAUUAGAAAAAGUAAGUUUCUAGGGUCUUUGAAUGCUGGAUUUUUUGUCUUACCCAUCCAUGGCAGCUAAAAAAAAAAAAUCACUCAGAAAUAUUCAGGUUUACAUGUUAGCUCCCUUUCAUAGGGAGUUGUCAUACCUCACAGUUCAAAGUGUAUUCUAUAGAUCAGUAACAUUAUACUGACAUGUAAUUGCAAUUUACUAUGCAGCAAAAUGAUUCAAGAAGAAAAAUAACCUACAGUGUCUAUUUACCUUUGUAUAGGCAAUUGCUUUACUCUGCUUUUAACAAAUAUUUGUAUUUGGAUAAAAUGCUUAUAUGUGUGUGUAGGAAUGUCACAGUGCAAAAUGCUGCUAGCCUCGGCACAAAGUAUUAAAAUUAUUUUGUGAAGAGUGGUGGUUGUAUUAAACUAUUGUGCCAUUAUACCUCAAAAAAUUGAAAAGUUUAUUUAUACUGCUAUGCCUCAGAACUUCUUUACUUAGAUUGUUAACUUCUGGGUUAAAGUAAUCCAGUGUUACUCCCGUGGAUUGAAAAGGAUGAACGAACAUGAGAUAUUGAGAACCACUUAAGAGUAUCCCUCAAAAUAUCGUGGUCACGCACAGAAAAAAUAUCAAUAGUCCAUGUGAAUUAAAAAUUCCACCUUAAGUGUAUUUUGAAGGGUUAGUUGAUCAAGUUUGCGAUCAGAAGUGAGGGAAUCAGGUCCAAAAGAAAGAGUAGGUCAUCCAUAGAACAUCUUUCAGCCCAUUAAAAAAUACUACUUUUUCUUACAGUACCCUCUUUGCCUGUGUUAGCCUACCUAUAUUCUGUUUUUCAUCACAUCUAAGUUGCCAUCACAACUAUACCAUUAUUUUAGAUACCAAUAAAAGGCAAAGUAUUGCUGACUAAACUAUGACAAGCCAUUGAUCAUAAAAUGCAUCCAAGUUUCAAGUGUAAAAAAAUGUGCACCUUAAGAGUCAGUGAAAUACAAAUGUACAAACUAUGAGACAGUAAAAAUCACAACUGCCACUUCAUUAUAUCUUUUCAGAAGCAAACAGUGCUCCAAAAUGUGGUAAAUAUAGUUCAUAUAUUAUGAAAUAAUGUUUUAUGAAGCUUUUUUGUACUUGAGUUUACUCACAAUAUAGCUUAGAAAAUCAUAAACAUACUCUUGUUAACUGAAGUUAAAUAUAUAAGUCACCAUUUUCCUCAGUGACACAAUUUUUAUAUACUGUACCUUAUAAUUCCGUUUCUUGUGGAAAGAAUUUAAGGUAAGACCUUUACACCAUUUAAACGAAUUUAUUGAAAUACCAACCCUUUAAGACAAUUUCAUCUCAAAUUGUUAAGUGGUAACAAAUGUAACAGAGCAUUUAAUUUUGCCUUUUACUAGGCUUUUUUUUAACAUGGGUUUUUAAUUACCAGAAUGUACCUAAUAAAGCCAAGGUUGCAGGACUCCUGAGAAGACAAAACUAGCUUUAUUGUUUUCACUAGAGACCAAAUCAAAACCAAACCCGUUGCUGCUGAGUCAAUUCUGACUCAUAGCAACCAUAAAGGACAGAGUAGAACUGCCCCAUAGGGUUUCCAAGGAGCGGCUGGUGCAUUUGAACUACCGACCUUUUGGUUAGCAGCCAAGCUUCCAACCACUGUGCCACCAAGACUCCCACUAGAGAUUAUCAGAGUUAAUCUGGGAAGCUCAUCAGCAGAUAAGUGUUGUACCAUCUUGGGUGAAGGGUUUCUAUUGUAAAAGUUUUGGAAAGCUGACUUCAGGUGACUGCAUGGAGGGAAAUCUGAAAUCUGGUUAAGUUAGGUAUGAGUCAAAAAGGUAGGAAACAGUUGGUCUUUACUUUCCAAGCUCAUUUUAACAAAGAGUACACAAAACUAAAAUUUAAUGAACUGUGACUCAAGACUCAAGAUAAUAAAAUACUUAAGAAAAGCACAGACCACAUUAGGAUUCUAACAAAAUCAUGAACAGAUUUAAUGUAACAUGGAAUGCAAAAGAUUAGAACCAUUAAUGAAGUAUCUCAUUCUUUUUUCAACUUAAAAAAAUAAUUAAAAUAAAUAAAAUCAAAUAGGGUGGUGACCAGAAUAACAUAUUAAAUACAAAAGCUUCCAACAGCAUUUUAAGAAUACGACAAAUACAGUGUGAUGUGUUUUUAGAUAUUCACUUAAUUUUGUAAUACUCCAUUUUUCAUAAAAAUAUUACUUCAGAAGAGACUUGAUACCCAUGAAAGAUGAGAAAUCAGGUGAGAAGUAUAUCCCAGGAUUUGCUAAUUCACUGUUAAAUAGUACCUUCCAAAACCUGUUGCCACCAAGUUGAUUCUGACUCCUAGCAACCCUACAGGACAGAGUAGAACUGCCCAAUAGGGUUUCCCAAGUGGUAAAUCUUUAAAGAAGUAGACUGCCACAUCUUUCUCACGCAAAGGAGCUAGUGCCUUUGAACUGCCAACCUUUCAGUUAGCUGCUGAGUGCUUAACCACUCACUACACUACCCAAAAAAAAAAAAAUCAAAGCCAUUGCCGUCGAAUGGA